This is a messenger RNA of Myotis daubentonii (Daubenton's bat), 1957 nucleotides long. It is a transcript of the gene ZNF684, whose product is annotated as zinc finger protein 684. Lineage: Eukaryota; Metazoa; Chordata; Mammalia; Chiroptera; Vespertilionidae. Gene Ontology annotation, biological process: regulation of DNA-templated transcription. The record is from RefSeq and is a predicted model, not a curated record.
ACUUAGUUUGCAUUCCUGCCUUCGCUGGUAAAGCUCACUGUGUGGGAAGGAGUCUGCAUCAAACCACCUUUCUUGGUUACAGGAGCGCCUUUGGCCCUAUCAGAGCCUGCAGUAGGACAUGUUAAACCGGGUCAGGGGAUCUGGGAAGAAAGCGUUUCUGGAGAAACUGUGUAGUCUCACACAUGCAUCACCUGAAGUAACUUACCUUCAUUUUACGGCAUGAAUUAACUAAAGCUGAGAGAGGUGAAGUGACUUGGCUAGACUCCUACAGCUUAAUCUCUGUGCAAGAGUUGCAGAAGAUGAUUAACUUCCAGGGAUCAGUGACAUUCCAGGAUGUGGCUGUGGACUUCACCUCAGAGGAGUGGCAGCUGCUUGACUGUGAUCAGAGGACCUUAUAUUGGGAUGUGAUGUUGGAGAACUUUAGAAACCUCCUCUCAGUGGGGGGUGCAGUUACCAAAACAAAAGUGAUCUUCAAGAUGGAGCAAGGACAAGAGCUGCAGGUGGUGGAGAGAGAGAAUUCACAUUGGAGCCACCCAGAAGCUGACUGCCCAGUUAUUGAUGAAUCAGAGAAGCACCAGGAAAGCGAAGACAAUUUUUUGAAUUCAGUUUUGUUCACAUUCAGUAAAAUUCUGACUAUGGAGAGACUCCAUAGUUAUAAUAUGAGCACAGAUCAUAUUGGAAAAAAUCAUAUAAAUGCAAGAAAAAUAUCAUAUAAAGGCAAAACACAUGGGAAGAGUUUGCAACCUACUUUAAACUUACUUAAUUAUAAUAGACAUUAUAACGGAGAAAACCCUUAUGAAUGCAAGGACUGUGGGAAAGUCUUCAAAAAGAAGUUUCAUUUAAUUAGACAUGAAAAAAAUCAUACAAGAAAAAAACCCUUUGAAUGCAAUGACUGUGGGAAAGCUUAUAGCAGGAAGGCACACCUUGCAACUCACCAGAAAAUUCAUAAUGGAGAGAGACCCUUUGUAUGCAUUGAUUGUGGGAAAGCUUUUAUGCAUAAAACACAGCUCAUGGUCCACCAGAGACUUCACACUGGAGAGAAACCUUAUGAAUGCAGUCAAUGUGGGAAAUCAUUCACGUGGAACUCCUCCUUUACUCAACAUGUGAAAUCUCAUACACUGGAGAACUCAUUUGAAUGUAAGGAAUGUGGGAAAACCUUCAGGUAUAGUUCAUCCCUUUAUAAACACUCUAGAUUUCAUACAGGAGAGAAACCCUACCAUUGUAUUGUAUGCGGCAAAGCCUUUGGCAACACAUCUGUGCUUGUUACGCAUCAAAGAAUUCACACAGGAGAAAAACCUUAUGGAUGUAUUGAAUGUGGCAAAGCCUUCAUCAAGAAGUCUCAUCUCCUUAGACAUCAGAUAACUCACACAGGAGAAAAGCCCUAUGAAUGUAACAAAUGUGGGAAAACAUUUUCCCAGAAGUCAAACCUUAUUGUGCAUCAAAAAAUUCAUAUGUAAUAUUUACCUUAUGAAUAUGAGAAAGUCUUAGAUAUUAAAUGUCUUUAUUAAAUACAGAUUUCAUGGUGAGGAGAAAUCUAAGAAUUAGAAUGAAUUUGGAAAGAGUAGAUUUCCAUAAAGAGAUAAUCCCAAACAUGUUCUGGAAGUGAUGAUAAACUAUUUACAGAAAAGAUCACAGAAAUCAUUAAAUCAUAAGUAAUAGAGCGUAGAGCAUCGAAAGUAAGCAUAAAUUAAAUAAUCAAGGAAUCAGUGAAGACUACAUUUACUAUCCCUGAUUGUUUUAUUUUUAUAACAACUUAUACAUUUAUGUAUGUGUGAGUAUAAAAUAUGUUUAUACAUAAUAUUAAAUUAUAUCUAUUGCAUUUCUUCAGUAAGUAUCACCAUUUUUUCUUCCAAUCCUAACAAUAACAUGCAAGGGAAAAAAUGUGUUUAAUAUGAAGUAUGAAUUUCAGUAAUAUUUAUAUCCAUUUGCUGGCACUUUUUUUUUAAAAAUAUAUUUU